AUAACAUUUUCACGUCUUUCAGAAUCCCAACUUUGUAAUUUAUGCAAUAAUAACAUUAUUAUAAUGUGUGAGUAUAGCGAGAACUUAUCCAUUUUGAAUGAUUGUUGGUGUUGUUUGUUUCGAGUUUCUAGCACAAUUCUUGGAAAUAUCCUUUGUUCAUCUAUUGUAGAGAAUAUAUUUUAGCUUUUGUAUUAAAUCUUCAAUGCUUACGAAAAUAUUUGAUUUCUGGGUUUUGGGUAUCUACACACUUUCAAAAUUCAUAAUACCGUUAGAAUCCUAAUAUAAUAUUAAUUCCACUUUAUAUUAUACCACAAAGCAAUAUAGCAUCUCUUCAUUAAGAUGGGUUACAUACAUCUCCAAUGUAUAGUCCGAAGGUUGAACAUUAGUAGACUUUGUAGGCACGGGAUUACGAAUAGUCAUUUUUCGUGUAGAACUUGCACAUUUAAUAAAUAUAUCUCCACAUAUUCAACCUUAGUAAGCAGAGGAUUUGGUACUGAGAAUAAGAAAUCUGAUGAGGUUUCUGUACUUGCAGACAUUGAUAAAUUUACUAUUUAUGAAGUUGAAGGGAUUAAGAAUUUGCAACAUGUAACUUCUUCAUGCCUGAGAAAUUUAAGAUUUUCAAAACCGCAAAUCUUCGCUUUAAAUGUAGAUAAAUCAAAGGAACAGAAAAUGAUGGAUGUGUUGCUAGCUUCUGGUAUAACAUGUUUUAAUUUAGGGUCCGUCGACGUAUUAUUGAACAGAUUAUCUGCUUCUAAAAGAAGCAAUGGGUUUGUUGGACUUUAUGUUCACUUGGAUGAUUAUUAUGAUAAAUGUUCGUUAUUCAAAGAGGACAUAUUUAAUCACAUUAGAACGGUGUGUAAUUCUAUUUUUUUUUUGGAUAUAACUGUAUCAUAUCAAUCAAGUUUCGAUAUAAACAAACUAUCAAAAAUUAUCGAUUUGGUAUGUCCUACCGUAAUUAGAUUCAAUAAUGGAUUUUUAAGAUCUUGGAAUAAUUCUAGAUUUGAAUUUAUAUCCUCUAAAGAAGCUUCCGAUAAGACAACUUUUUUGGUUGAAGCUUCUCUUUCUUUAUCAAAAGUAUAUGGCUGUACAGUAAUAUGUUCAAGUGGACAAAUUGCAAUUGGAAAUCACGGUAUUAUGGAGGUAGCAUUCUUCCCGAAGUCCCCAGAUAUUUUGUCUAAAAUAUAUGGAUAUGAUGUUUGCUCUGGAGCAAUUUUAGCUGCUUUUGUUGCAUUACAUGGUGGAAACUCAAUAUGUCCGGCUGUUGUUGGUAGCCAUGGACUAGAGUACAUUCAUAGCAAAUCUGCUGAACAAUCUUCUGGACCAGGAACAAUGUUUUAUAACAUUAUAGAUCAGAUUUAUAAUCUAACGAUGGCACCAGAUUCUAUACUUGUACAUGAUUCGAACGUAAAGUUUUGGAGAUGUGAGUAUAUUGAACAAUAUGCAGAGACAUAGUUAAGGAAAGCACUAUGUUUAUACAUUA
Messenger RNA from Theileria equi strain WA, 1480 nucleotides. RefSeq lists its product as hypothetical. Bases 340 to 1452 code for a protein of 370 amino acids. Lineage: Eukaryota; Apicomplexa; Aconoidasida; Piroplasmida; Theileriidae. The transcript is spliced from 7 exons. The record is from RefSeq and is a predicted model, not a curated record.